UUUGAAAAGCCCGUGUGAACAACGCGGAACCAAAGUCUAGCAGCAAGCGUUUCGCCCCGAACAGCAAUCUUAGACGGAAUUUUUCCUGUUUACGCUUCAACGUGGGUUUGUUUGAUAGUCUGUUGAAGUCAAAGUAGUGGGAUGAAAAGUUUCCUUUCCUGGCGUGAAUAAUCGGAUCGAUCAAAAUGGGUAAAAAGCGGCCCGGCGAUGCCUCGGCGGAGCCCGAGUCUCCGGCGAAGAAGGAGAAAGCUCCGGAGUUUAACGGGACGGUGUUUAAAAGCAUGCUGAAAAACCCCACCACGGCCAUGAAGGGGCUGGAAAGAUUCAUAUCCACCGCGAAGAAGCUGCCGAGCCCCGACCUGUACGACGUGGUCGAGGGUUAUGUGAAAAUCUCCAUGGAGUGUGCAGAAAUAUUCAAGCUGCUGGAAGCAGAAAAGCCCGCAGAAAGCGAGAUGAUGCUGGUUUUCGGCAGCUUGGAGGCGAUCCUGCUGCGGACAGCCAGCGACCUGUCCCACUUCAACGCGGUCGGGAAUGUCGUCGUGAAAAAGCUUCUCUCCAGCCACAUGAAACUUCUGCAAGGGUCCUUUUAUUCGGCCAAUCACGGGUUUGUCCGCCAGUGCCUCAACCUGCUGUCCGCCAUGGUGUCUCAGGGAGUGGAAGCUGCCAGAGAGGUUUUCGGUCACGUUCAAACCAAAACACUUUCUGGACUGGCAAAGAGAAGAGAUAAACGGGGUAAACCGGACGUCAGACUGGCUUUUAUCCAGUUUGCGCUGUCCUUUUUGGUGUCCGGAGACAGCGCCAUCAUUGGGCACGUUUUGGAGGUUAAAGAGCUCCUGCCGCACAUCCUGAACACCGGUCUGAAGGAGGAUAGGCUGUCCACGGUCAAUUUGAUUUUGUCAACGCUGAAGACGAGGGUCGUGUUAAACAAGGCCAUCACUAAAACGCAGAAGGUGCGCUUUUUCACCCCCGCCGUGUUGUCCAACGUGGCGUCUCUGUACAAGUGGAGCGGGAUUGCCGACGCGGCCGCCGACGACAGCGCGAUGGCGGAGGACUGCGACGCUGCCGGGACGUCCGUCGUCCGGGAACUCGUCCACGGCUUCCUCGUCGACCUGUGCUGCUCUCGAAAGCACGGCAUCAACUUCCACGACCCCAGCUUCGGCACAGCCGGCAGACCUGGCAACCUCGUCUUGCUCCAGUUCUUGGUCGGGCUGAAGCAGGCGACCGAAGACGAGCUGGUGGCGGAGCUGGUGGUGAACGCGCUGAAAGCGAGCCCAGACAUCCUGUCCCGAUUUUUCAAGGAGACUCAGUAUUCGUACGCCCCGCGGCUCAGAAGUGCUUGGCAGGAUAACGUCAAGCUCCUUAAAAGGAUCUACGAGGCUCAGCCGGACAUUUCCACGAUCUUUCAAACGGGAGAGAUGAUUCCUUUGCCUCGUUUGUUGUCGAUGAUCAUGGUCAUCUCUCUUCCUCCUGUGUGCAACAAGGCCUUCUUCAGACAGGGCCUCAGCCUCGCAAACGCAACGGCGCAGCUCACCACCGUGUCCACGAUCAAUUUCAUCCUGAAAAAAGCCGCCAAGAACGUGGAGUACCUCUCGGACAAGUCCGCGUGGCUCAAGUCCGAUCUGUACGCCGCCGACGCGAUGGAGGAGCUCGUGCAGCAGUACAGGGAGGCCCUCGGCAAGGUUUUGCCCGACAUGACGCUCAUCAUUUCGACGUGGCAGUCUCUCAGCAAGAAGGGAAAGGCCGACGGUGACGAUCAGAAAACCAGAAAGGACGAGGGCGCUGGGCCGGCUGAGGAUAAAAACGAGUUACCCGAGAAGGCCGAGGUUGUCGUGCUGAAGGCCUUUAUUCUUCAAGUCAUAUGUCUUUACCAGAAGGUGGUCCCGCAUCUCGUAACGCAGUCCAAAUUUGACUUUAGCAAACUCCUGAAAGGAAUUGUGUCGGAGAAAGGACUGAAGGAAGAAAUCCCUCCGGUCUUGCAGUAUCAGAUCCUACAAUUGGCUUUAGAUCUUCCCGCAAACAAGUUCUCCUGGUUUCGCCUGCAGGACGUAAGUUCAGAGCCGUCCUCCGGGGAGAAGUCGGUCCUCUACCUGCUUCUGAAGAUGUUUCUGAGCAGCAGCAGCCACCUGAGUUCGGCCACGCGGAAGCUGGUCCUAAAAGUGUUGAGGGACACUGGAGUGUUUGAGUACACCUUCACUGAGCUUGACCUCUGGCUGGACCAGCUGGCAAGAAUUAAACCAGACCAACAAGAGGCAGUGAUCCAUUUCCUGGAGAGGGUGUUGGUGAAGUUGGUGAGCAAUUCCUACGACUACACAGAUAGAGUUGCAGGUUUCGUUCAGGAUGCAGCGAACCUUCAGGCCAACCUGAGCGUCCAGGAGGGGGAGGCAGCGAGCGUCCCAGUCUCGCACAUAGAUGAUGUUUUAGACAUGCUGGACGUCAUUAUGGAGGGCAGUGAUGGAGAGAUGGAGGAGUUCGGGCCGACUCUGAGUGAAGACCUGAUUGUGCAAACCUUUCCCUUCAGUGCAGUGGUGCCUGCUGCUCUGGAAGCUCGAAACAACCUUCCAGCUGACAAAGGGGUCGUAUGUGAAUACCUGUCUGCGGUGCUCUCUGAUGUGCUGCACUGUCAGAGAGACCCGCUCCCCCUCUGUUUGGCUCUCCAGCAGUACGACAAAGAGCUCGCCUCCUCCCAGCCCGCUCCUUUCCAUCAGUCCAUCGCAAACCUCCACCGGUACUACUCCAGAUGGCUGCCGCAGCAGUGCCGAGAAGAGCUGUUCAAGUCUUCUGAGAGUCUUUCGAAGGAACCGGCAGCCCCAAGCUCCUGCUCAGCGCUAAUUAAAGCCGCAUACGUUCAGGGACCGGGUGCUUUGCUCAAGGACACGUUCAGGCAAAAUGCAGAAAAAGCCCUGGCUUUCAUGUCACUGGCAGAGUUUCCGGUGUUAAUCAAGCAGAUUUUACUUUACAUUAAAUCCACGGUGGAAAGCUUUGGGAAGUUCUCCAAAGAACACGGGGAUGCCUUUCUGAGGACCCUAAUGGAAAUGCUCCAGGAUGUAGUAACCAAACUGCAAAGUUUCGAGGAGACUAUAAAUGAGGAGCCAGCGGCAGAAAAGCCCCAGGAGGGAUCGGAUCUCUUUUUGGAGCUCGACCAAUCGUCGUCGACGGAACGCAAUAAAGAACAGAUUGUUGUUUCAGCUCUGGGCUCCAUCUUCAAGCAUCCGUGUCUGGAGCAGUGGUUUCUGGCCCUGGAGCUGGCUGCGCUGCCCCCCCACUCUCUGAAGCCCGUUCCACUAAAGCGCUUAUGCGCUCAGCUGACAGACGGCGUUCUGAGCCUGCUGAAGAUCAGUGCGCCAGUUCUCGACGAACUCCAGUGUCUGGGGCUUAUCUCUAGCUACAUGGGGGCUAUAGAGAGGACCGCUCUGAAGGAACUGGCUGAAAGGGGAUCAAAACCUCCAAAGACAUACUCUAGGUCUCUCCAGGCGCUUAUUUCUUUGCACGGCUACAUGGACUCCACGGAUCUCAGAGAACUGCUCUCCAGGCUGCUUCUCCUGCCUCACGAAAGCCUCGUCUGUUCCGCCGGCGAAGGGACGCAGUCGGAGCUCAGCGUUUACGGCCGCGUCGCGCUGCAGAUCCUCACCAAGUAUUACUCUGCUUCCUCUGAGAACCAAAACGCGUUUCUGACUCCAGCGCACCUCCACGGCUUGGGCACCCUUCUCCUGUCGUGCUCCAGCCCCGAGCUGGAAGCCUUCCUGCUCCAGGCUCUGUCCAGCAGGCCGGGCAGCGCCAGGCUCAUCCACACGGACGUGCUGCUGCACUGCCUCCGCCGGCCUCUGCCAGACUCCCUGGCCGUCGCCUCUCUGCUGCUGCAAAACUGCUCGUCUCACCGCCUCUGCUUCGAGGUGUGGUGCGAGGAGCCCGCCAACAUGGAGAAGGUGUCUGAGGGAAAGGCUUUUCUUCCACUUAUCACGACCUAUCUACAGCUGGCCCAAGGAGAAGACCCGGCCAGACCAAAAGAUGUGCAACAAGCGGUUUUAAAAGCCAUGAAACAAGCACUUCUUCCCAGGUUUUCUCAGAGUAUUCUGGGAACCCUGGCCGAGGACUCUGGAGUCGAUCUUGUAGAAGCGGCUGCAGGUCUGAUCAAAGCCUCUGCAGACGUGAACGACGUCCGGGAUUUGAUCAAAAACCUUCCGGAGGCUCUUCAAAAAGCAGAGAGCUUUGAAAGAUGGCGUCUAGUAGAUGUUAUAACAGAAAAGAUGGCUGAUUGCGCUGAGGAGCAGGAAAAAUGGAGGAGAUGUGUUGUCGCUGCAGCCCUGAAGUGUCUAACGGCCUCAUACUGCCGCUCUAAAGAUCAGGCUGCUUCUCCAUCAGACCAGGAGCGGGGGGUCUUAAAAAGACUGCAGCAACUCCUGAAAUCUGCGGAAGACAUCAGCCCGUCUGACUGGAACGGUUUUGUCAAAAACGGAUUAAAGUAUCGCUACGGUAAUCAGCACUUCCUGAACACCCUAAGCAGUCUGUUGGAGGUGAUGUACGGAAGUACGGACUCCCAAAAGGAUCUGAUUCCUCUAUCCACCCUCCAUAUGAUGAGCACCAGCCACUCUCAGUUCCUGCCCACCAUGCUUGACGCCAGUGAGGAGCCUGAUGCAUGCCAAGCCAAAGAAGCGUUAGUAUCACUUCUUCUUUGUCUGGUGAAGAAGUGCCCAAAGGUGUGCAACGUAAAUCACUUUGUUGUACUUUUGGCUGCAUACGGAGCGACACUUUCAACUGCAGAUCAAAAACUGUUACUGCUUCUGUGGGAGUAUGAAAGAAACCAAGUCAGCUUGCUGAGAUUUCAAUCGUUCCUGUGGGGCCCUGCAGCUGUAGAGCAUCACAAGACCAGAAAAACCCUGGGAGCUUCUCUGUGGAAACAGCCGAGCUCAGACGACGUGUUGGCUCUGCUGAAAGCCGACAGGAUGCUCCAAACGAUUUUAAAGUUUCCACAGGGGCGCAGAAUUAUCCCCCAGGAAGGUUCUGAGCCGCUGUACAGUAAUGAUGCCGUGAAGAACCUCGGGGAUCUGUACGAUCCCUGCUUCCUUUUGCCCCUUUUCAGUGCUAUACUUCAACCAGAAUGUGUUAUUGACUGCUUCAAGUUCGUAUCCUGCCACGCUCUUGGCGUGACCAUGAUGGCUCUCAGUAGCUCCGACCCGAACGUGAGAGCCGCAGCGUACCAUGUCCUGGUCUGUUUCUACCAACAUCUGGAGGGUGCUCGGUUCAGAGAGAAGAGACAGCUGCUUUAUUUAAUGGACAUCGUCAAGAAUGGAGUUCCCAAGCAGAAUCAUAGACUUCCUUUCAUCCUGGCUAUUUACAUCAGCAAAGUGGCUCAGCAGAUGCUUAGGCCCGAGGACCACAUGUACGUGGUGUUAAACAGAUUUCUGCUGUCACACCAGAGUUUAGACCUGAGAAGAGUUCCUGAAUUCUUCAAGUUGUUUUAUGGUUUUGACAUGGAGCACAAGGUGGAACGCGAGUGGAUCCUGAAUUUACUGGAGGAAGGAGUAAGCGAUGGACACAGCUAUGAACUGUGCAACAACCAAAGCAUCUUUCAGGUCCUGUUGGGCUUCAGCAGCAGCCCCCUGUGCAGUGAAUAUGUCCAGGUGCAGAUAAUCAAGGUGUUGUGUCAGGCUGCCCGUGUCCUAAAAGCCGUUUAUAACCUCACCAAGAACUGUGGUCUCCUGAGCUGGAUGAUACAAGUAGUUGAUAAAAGGACCCUGACCCCGCAGACAGUAUGUGCGCUCAUUGAGCUGCUUCACACGCUGUGGUUUACCAACGUUCUGCAGAGGGAGAAGAAGGUCGACAGACGUAGCGCCGCCCCGUCUGCCGAGGAGAAGCCUCCGCGUUCAGGCAAAUGCCCGCCCCUCCCGCUCAUCGGUGAAUUUCUCUGCGUGGCAUCGGCUAUCUGCCGGCACCUCAGGCUGGGUGUGAAGGCCGCUCAGCUGAGCCUGUUUGCGCAGACCCUCCACUCCGUCCUUGAGCACCGGGCGACAGCUCUCAGUGUGCACAAACAAACCGAGCGGCUCGCCCUCCGUCCGCAGCCGCUGUCCUCCGCUGAAACGCUCUCCCUGCUUCUCUGCUGGGCCUCUCUGUCCCGCAACGCCGCCGUUCUGGGCCAAAUACAAGCGCUGUCUGAAAAGCACAGGUUGAAGGAGCUAACGGGGAUAUGGAAGCAUAAGGUGCGAAGUAAGGGCCGCGGCGCCCCAGAACGCACCCGAGAGGAGGACUCUCCAGAGGACGGCGGGACUGUGAAAGAAGAAGAGGGUCUUCUGGCAGGCUGCAAAGUUCACCUCUGCGGUAUAUUCGUUCACUGGGAGCCUGUGUUCAGACUCUCAGAGCCGCAGUCAGCUCAGCCAAGAGACAAACUGGAUGCCGGUCAGCUGGCCUGUGAUACCGCGCACCUGCUUACUAAGUGGUCCCUGCGGUGGCUGGUGGAGGACGCGCACGACGAAGCCAGAACAAAAGAGUUCCUGAGCUGGUUCGAAAGGGCCGCGGUCAAACACAGGGAAGUGGUGGACGUUUUGAUGCUGGACCCCGGCUCGAAAGCAGACCUCCUUCAGCUCUUCCAUCACACCUUUGAAGCUCGGGGUCAUUCCAGCGCUUCAGCGAGGAUGGAAACCUGCCAGCUCUUCACCAACAUCAUGAUCCGCUUAUUGGAGAUGCAAGGCCAGCUUCAGGAGCGCCAUCGGGCCGUCAUCGCCGCCUGCAUGCCGGAUCAGGAUCAGUCCAGACACGAACCCGGACUGUUUCUGCUGUCCUUGUACAUCCAUGAGCUGUGGAGCGGAGCCGCUUCGGCAGACCUGUUCCUGUCCCACGUCAGCUUGGUGACCGGAGCCAAGUGCAAAAGACAAAAGGGGUCCAAAUCAUCAAAGACUCUAACAGCCAUCAGAGCCAUCUGUAACGACAUCAUCAGGAUAGAAAGUCAAUUAACAAACACCUAGAAAUGUCAUUUUGCAUUUUCAGACCCCAACAAGUUUGACAGACUUUCAUUUUAGCUUUUUUUUUUUAUUUAGUUUUGAAGAGGCCUGGGAAGUUUGUAAGCAUGAAUUAAAUAUUUGAAUGGAAUGUUGAUUUUUCAAGUCAAGAAAAUGAAACGUGUAUUUUUUCAGUGCAGGGUUCUUUUGUUGUAUAUUAAUGUUAAACACAAGUCUCUCUGUGAUUUACAUUAAAGUAGACAAUAUGGCCAGUU
Fundulus heteroclitus (mummichog) is the source of this 7204-nucleotide messenger RNA. It is a transcript of the gene urb1, whose product is annotated as URB1 ribosome biogenesis homolog. The transcript has 39 exons. The coding region runs from base 186 to 6956 and encodes 2256 amino acids. The record is from RefSeq and is a predicted model, not a curated record. Gene Ontology annotation, cellular component: nucleolus. Lineage: Eukaryota; Metazoa; Chordata; Actinopteri; Cyprinodontiformes; Fundulidae. Gene Ontology annotation, biological process: maturation of LSU-rRNA from tricistronic rRNA transcript (SSU-rRNA, 5.8S rRNA, LSU-rRNA); maturation of 5.8S rRNA from tricistronic rRNA transcript (SSU-rRNA, 5.8S rRNA, LSU-rRNA).